CGUAUCCAACCCCAAGUUAAAAAUAAGAAAAGGUCCCCCUAAAAACUGGACACAUAAAAAACCUAACAACGUUUCUGCAAACGAGAGUUGAGCUUUCCUCCGGAUAAAUCAGUUGGGGAUGAGACGUAACUUUUAAAAUCAGUGUGGCACUUUAAAUCGGUUGUUACCCGGAAGGAAUGAGUGAAGGACAGAGUCGGGAGGGACGGUGUUUAUUGAUGUACUCGCGGUGCCAGGAAGGUGGACACGAGGGGGCUUUACCAUGGUUCUGGCUGCUGUCGCCUGCGCUAAGUCGGCGCGUGCUCUGAGGAAUGCUUUGCUCAUAAAGGGUCGAACUGGGCACGUGGCGGAGAAGGUGCGCGCGGCUAAUACCGGGGCAACGGCCCCCGGGCAUCAACAAUACUGCGUACAGCUUGUCAGAAAUCGAGAUUAUGAAGGUUUCCUUGCCUCUCUGCUGCUUCCUCCAGAGUCCCGCAGCUCAGUGUUUGCGUUAAGAGCUUUCAAUGCGGAGUUGGCUCAGGUGCAAGAUUUAGUAUCCCAGAAAACAAUAGGUCUGAUGAGGAUGCAGUUUUGGAGGCAACUGAUUGAAGAUAUUUACAGUGAUAACCCUCCUCACCAACCCAUUGCCAUAGAAUUGUGGAAGGCAGUAAGAAAGCACAAGCUGACGAAACGAUGGUUUCUGAGAAUUAUUGAUGAACGGGAGAAGAAUUUGAAUGAGAACGUCUAUAGAAAUAUCCAGGAGUUAGAAUCUUAUGCAGAGAACGCUCAGUCAUCAUUCAUCUACCUCGUAUUAGAAGUAUUAGGUGUAAAGGAUAUCCACGCGGAUCAUGCAGCCAGUCAUAUUGGGAAAGCUCAAGGAAUAGUGACAUGCCUACGUGCAACUCCUUAUCAUUGUAUGAGACGAAAAGUUUACCUUCCACUGGACAUCUGUUUACUGCAUGGCGUAUCGCAAGAAGAUUUUAUUCGAGGAAAUCGCAAAAAAAAUGUGAGGGAUGUGGUAUUUGAUGUAGCAAGUCAGGCGCAUGUUCACCUUGAACAUGCCAGAUCAUUCUGUAAAAAUGUCCCUUCAAAGGCCUGCCCAGCUUUUUUGCAAACGGUUGUUCUUGAUGACUAUUUGGACAGAAUUCGUAAAGCGGAUUUUGAUUUGUUUCAUCCUAGUCUGCAGAAGAGAAAUACAAUGCUUCCUUUCUACUUGUAUAUACGUUCUUGGAGGAAAAUCUACUAAUAUAAAAUCAGUUUUACAAUUGCAAAGUUCAACUGUGGUAGUCACUUUAAAAAUAAAUGUAAAUGUUCAAUUUUGGAGACUGAUGGUAUUGUAGAAUAGCCUGCUGUAUUUUUUAACCUCCAUGACCUGGCUCAAAUUCAGAUCAAACUGAUGGGAUGGAAACCACUUCUUGUGUCUUCCUAAUGGUCCCAUGUUAUGAUGUGGCAGAUGAUGUGUGCGAAGCUGACCAAGUCCACAAGGGAAAUUUGGUUGUGCUAUCACAACGAUUUUGCAAUUUGUACUUAUUAUGGUAAGAUGUGUGCACUGAAUUCAGAAGUAAUAAGUCCACCAAGACUUUUAUGAAUUUUAAAAAUUAAA
Molecule: messenger RNA, 1579 nt
Organism: Carcharodon carcharias (great white shark)
Lineage: Eukaryota; Metazoa; Chordata; Chondrichthyes; Lamniformes; Lamnidae
Gene: ndufaf6
Product: NADH:ubiquinone oxidoreductase complex assembly factor 6
Exons: 9
Coding region: 260-1222 (320 amino acids)
Biological process (GO): biosynthetic process; mitochondrial respiratory chain complex I assembly
Cellular component (GO): mitochondrion
Source: RefSeq, a predicted model, not a curated record